UGCAUACGAAUAGAAGUAUUGGCGCGAUACUUCGCAUGGACGAUAAUUCCGGAGCGGCAGGAUGAAUGCCUUUCGAUCAACUUCAUGCAUUGGAGAAUAAAAAAAGAUGGAGGAUGAUAUAGAUAUUUAUGAAGAUUUACCGAGUUUCAAUACGAAGUUUGACGAAACUUCCGUACCCGAAAUAAGCACACAGGAAAAUAUUACGCGCGAAUACGCAGAAUUAAAGAAACACGUUGCUGAACUUACAAUAAAGUUAGAAGAUUUUCGAAAGGUUAACGAAAAUUUGGAGACCAAUUUGUCGUCGUUAUUGAAGACUGCAAAAGCAGAAAUUGCACGAAAGGACAAGAUGAUCGAUGAUUUGAGAAGAAAGGUUGACGAUUUUACAUUCAGGAAGGGCGCGUAUAUCAAAACGAAUGAUCACAUUAUCCGUAAAUCGACAUUUCGUGACAUCAAUGCAGGCACUCGUUGCAAGCCCGCCAAGACUUCUUUACCAUUGAAUCAAGAUAAUCAUGCAUUGUUCGAAACAGAUGUAUCAUAUAAUCUACCCAAAGAUUGUAAUAUAACCGCACCCACUUUAAAGCCCCUCACAGUGUUUGGCGAACGACUGCGUAAAAGAAUGGUGGAAGAGCAGAAUUUGGAAAGAAUAGAUAAACAAACGAGCAUAUUCAGUAACAAUAAUAAUGUUGUGUCCACUGAAGGAUACGUAACUGAAAGUGAUAAAGAAAAUGGUUCUCUACGCAAGAUUAAUUCCCCCAUUCCAAGAGAACUGCAGUCUCCCACUCUAAAGCAAUAUUCUGAGGAUGAACAUUACACUGCUACAAAUUUUCCAUGUGACAAUAGAAAUUACACGGGUAAGAGAAGAAUCGAUGAAAUUGUUAACGAGAAUGGAAGGGUGGGUGCGAAACGCAUUAAAUCCGAUAGUGAGGAAUAUAUACCAGAGUCAAAAGAUGUAGAUACUCGUAAAGAUACUAUUGACAUGUCCAAUGAAAAGCGUGAUUUCACGAACAAUAACAAAUUUGAGUCUUUCAAUAAAUCUUGUGCGUUGCGACGUACUGCACAUUCAGAUGGAGAACAUGUUUACAAUUCUAGUAUAAAAAGUGAGAAACGUAGCCGUCGUCCCAUUGAUCCAAUUAAGAACGGUGAAAGAAGAAGUACAAAGGACGAAAACGAUGCAUUUUACAAUAAAAAGCAACUUAACGAAUAUUUCUCAAAACGACAUUACGAGCCGACCGGAAGCUCAACGUGUACAUUAGAUGAUAGGAAUGCAAGCCAUCGCAGCUCCGAGGUAUCGAGGAAAGACGAUUAUCGGAUUAGCAGUAUUGAAUAUCAUCGAAUCAAGCAAAAAGAGGAUCGCCGUGUCAAUGAAACGAAGGAUCAUCGAUCACGUGGAAAUAAAUCUUCGUACUCCAAAUACCGGGAGGAAAAGUACGCCAGAGACAAAUGCAACAAGUACACCGAUCACGGGGAAAAAAUAGAGAAGCGUUACGAUUGCGUGGACAAAUCGAAAGCAAUGAAGAAAGAAUGGUACGAUUCUCGUGUCUCAGCCAAACGUUCCACGACUGAGCGGAACACAGACAACGCAUACAUCAGCGAUCGGUACGACAAUUAUGAAUCUCGAAGAUUUAAGCCUGUGGAUAAAUUAACGAAACGGGGCGACAAGAGGUUAGACGAGUCCAAUGUGUACUCGUCACAUCGAAACUCUAUCACAGAAAAACUCACCGAACGUACGCGUCAUUUGGAAACCUCAAAACGCGGAAGGAGCGCUGAAACUAACAACUGCUUGAAGAAAAUCGACCGACUAGUGGAUCAACGCGAAUUCACGGAAAACGAAAACCCCUCGAAAGUGUAUCGUGAAUUACGGAAACGCCAGAAACAAGAUUCGAAAAAGAUCGAGGAAGGAGACGAUACAAUUAGCAGCAAUAAUAACAUAAACAAGAAACGCGGAAGAUCAAAAGAUUCUCGGAGGAGCAUCGAUGAAGCAGCAUCCUCCGUUUCGCUUGAUAUAGCAAACAAGAACUCGGAAAUUGACGAAAGUGUCAAAACUGAAUCGGUUCAUGAAUUACAGCCACUUUAUAGCGAUGUUUUACAACAGGUCACGGUUGUUACAUCGUUGGGCGAACAGUGUCAUGAAAACAUUGAGAAUAUCGAGGACAUCGAGAAUGUCGAAAAUGUCGAGAAUAUCCCGAAUGUCGAGAAUGUCGUGAAUAUCCAGAAUGUUGAGAAUAUCCAGAUUGUCGAGAAUAUUGCGAAUAUUGAAAACAGCGAAAAUACGGAAAACGUAGAAAAUAUAGAAAAAUUCAUUCGUGAUUACGCCCCUGGCAGUGAAGAUCUAGACAAAGAUCUAGAGAAAAAACACAUCUUCGCCGGUACAAAGGUACACACAUCAGUAAAUGAUGAUUUUACGUACAAAAUUACACUCGAGGAGCCUAGCUCGACGAACUUCACCGAAUCGAAUGUGGAGAAAUCUUUGCCACUUGAAGUACAUCAUGCAGAUAAAAAGGUGGACACAGUAGUCGAAUUGAGGGAUGCGUUUCAACAAGUUCCCAAAGAUUCUGUCGGGAACGAUUGUAUCGAAAAUCAAACAGUGACAACAGCCGUGGAAAAUACGAACGGCUUUGCGGUGCAGAGUAAUUGUGCAUUGCACACUGACGUCAGUGUAUUAGAAAAUAAUUUCUUGAUUGAUCUCGCAAUCGCUAAAACAUCGGUUAGCUUGAGAACGGAAGGUCUUUUAGGAAGUACCCAGUCAGAUAAUACUCCUCAAAGUGAUGCCAUCCAGUCUGGGGAAAAAGAAAGUAACGGUAACGAUGAAAACUUUAGUGUAAGCACUUCCAAAGAUUCAGAUGGUGAUAAGACUAAUGGUAGGUGUAACCACAAUAAUUACAAUAAGAGUAAUAGCGACGACAUCGACGGCAAAACUAUUAGUAAUGACUGUAAGAUCGCUAGUGAAGAAGAGAAGGUGAAAGAAAACAAUGUUAAAGGCAAUUUAGAUCAGAAAACAGGGGAUGAGAACGAAUUUGGUAAAGGUACGGUAAGAGAACAGAAAUUACUAAAUGAGUCAAUUAGGUCGGCGGAUAAAGUGAAUAGUACGAACGGAAAGGCCACGUCUGUGAACGUUCAGGGCAAAAUAAUUAUGUUUGCACGACGACGCAGGAAACCCGUGUGCUUAGCAAACAGUAACGCGGACAUGACUGUUCUUAUAAAUAAUAAUCGCAGUGUUAAUAAUAGCUGACCAGACGUUAGUUACAAAAUGGAAUGGAAUUCUGUAAUGUAAAUAUAAUAAUGUAAAAAUGUGUGCAGGCGACCGUGAUGAACGCCGCUCUAUACUGGUUCGUUGAUGCAGGAGGAGGGCGCGCGUCAAUGUUAUUAUGUUUCUACGAGAACAGCAAUAA
Molecule: messenger RNA, 3389 nt
Organism: Dufourea novaeangliae
Lineage: Eukaryota; Metazoa; Arthropoda; Insecta; Hymenoptera; Halictidae
Gene: FLASH
Exons: 3
Coding region: 107-3229 (1040 amino acids)
Source: RefSeq, a predicted model, not a curated record